This is a messenger RNA of Pongo pygmaeus (Bornean orangutan), 4987 nucleotides long. RefSeq names its product solute carrier family 25 member 37 (gene SLC25A37). Gene Ontology annotation, cellular component: mitochondrial membrane. The coding region runs from base 331 to 1347 and encodes 338 amino acids. Lineage: Eukaryota; Metazoa; Chordata; Mammalia; Primates; Hominidae. Gene Ontology annotation, molecular function: ferrous iron transmembrane transporter activity. The transcript has 4 exons. Gene Ontology annotation, biological process: iron import into the mitochondrion. The record is from RefSeq and is a predicted model, not a curated record.
GCGGACCAGCCCAUCCUCAAGAUAGUACAACUUUCCGGGACACCCCACGUCUCCUCUCGCCCCCGUCCGGUUGCUUGGAAAUAUGCACGGGACGGUGACGUCACACAGGGAGGCGGGUCCCCACUGUCCCUCACACCAAUGGCGCGGCGGCCGCCCGCCUCUCGGUUCCCGGCUAUUGGUGUCUCGGGCCGCUGCGCUCCACCCCAGCCCGCCAUGGCGUCAGGCGCCGCGGCCCCGGGGAGGUGGCUCCCACUUUAAGAAGUGAAGUUUUGCGCCCCUCCCCCUCCCUGCCCACCUCCUGCAGCCUCCUGCGCCCCGCCGAGCUGGCGGAUGGAGCUGCGCAGCGGGAGCGUGGGCAGCCAGGCGGUGGCGCGGAGGAUGGAUGGGGACAGCCGAGAUGGCGGCGGCGGCAAGGACGCCACCGGGUCGGAGGACUACGAGAACCUGCCGACCAGCGCCUCCGUGUCCACCCACAUGACAGCCGGAGCGAUGGCCGGGAUCCUGGAGCACUCGGUCAUGUACCCGGUGGACUCGGUGAAGACACGAAUGCAGAGUUUGAGUCCAGAUCCCAAAGCCCGGUAUACAAGUAUCUACGGAGCCCUCAAGAAAAUCAUGCGGACUGAAGGCUUCUGGAGGCCCUUGCGGGGCGUCAACGUCAUGAUCAUGGGUGCAGGGCCGGCCCACGCCAUGUAUUUUGCCUGCUAUGAAAACAUGAAAAGGACUUUAAAUGACGUUUUCCACCACCAAGGAAACAGCCACCUAGCCAACGGGAUAGCUGGGAGUAUGGCCACCCUGCUCCACGAUGCGGUAAUGAAUCCAGCAGAAGUGGUGAAGCAGCGCUUGCAGAUGUACAACUCGCAGCACCGGUCAGCAAUCAGCUGCAUCCGGACGGUGUGGAGGACCGAGGGGUUGGGGGCCUUCUACCGGAGCUACACCACACAGCUGACCAUGAACAUCCCCUUCCAGUCCAUCCACUUCAUCACCUACGAGUUCCUGCAGGAGCAGGUCAACCCCCACCGGACCUACAACCCGCAGUCCCACAUCAUCUCAGGCGGGCUGGCCGGGGCCCUCGCCGCGGCCGCCACGACCCCCCUGGACGUCUGUAAGACCCUUCUCAACACUCAGGAGAACGUGGCCCUCUCGCUGGCCAACAUCAGCGGCCGGCUGUCGGGCAUGGCCAAUGCCUUCCGGACGGUGUACCAGCUCAACGGCCUGGCCGGCUACUUCAAAGGCAUCCAGGCGCGUGUCAUCUACCAGAUGCCCUCCACUGCCAUUUCUUGGUCUGUCUAUGAGUUCUUCAAGUACUUCCUCACCAAGCGCCAGCUGGAAAAUCGAGCUCCAUACUAAAGGAACAGGCUGUGGGAAGGGAUCAUAGAAUCUUUUCUUAAAGUCAUUCUCUGCCUGCAUCCAGCCCCUUGCCCUCUCCUCACACCUAGAUCAUUUUUGUUUUUGCAGGGUGCUGCCUAUGGGCCCUCUGCUCCCCAAUGCCUUAGAGAGAGGAGGGGACGGGACGGCCGCUCACCGGAAGGCUGUCUGCAGGGACAUCCGAGGUGGUGGUGGACAGGAAAGACUUGGGAAGGGGAGCGAGAAAUUGCUUUUUCUCUUCCUCCCUGGGCAGAAUGUAGCUUUUCUGCUUCACUGUGGCAGCCUCCUCCCUGGAUCCUUAGAUCCCAGAGGAGGGAAGAAAAUUUGCAGUGACCGAAAACAGUAAAAAAAAAAAAAAAAAAAAAAAAAAAAAUUUAUGUAUAUAAAAGUUCCAUUACACAGUACAAAAUAGAUGGAUAAUGUUUAUCCUUUAUUUUUCUAUGUAGAAGUUUUUGAAUUUGUGUGUGUGCUUGUGCGUGUCUACACCUAGUAUUACGGCUGGGACUCUCCAGCUGUUUUUGUUGUUGUUGUUGUUAUGUUUUUAAAUAAGAGGGUUGAAUUCUUCCAUCAGGUGAACGAAAAAGGCACCAAAGUAAUACAUCAGUGAAUGUGGCCUGCAGCUGUGUUUAGCCCCUCCAGAUGGAAGUUUCACUUGAAUGUAAAAUAAUAAAGUUUAUAUUUUGAAUUUCUCUUUUCAUGGGGGAGAAAAGGUACGUUAAAAAAAUCAAAAUAAUGAUAUGUCACUUGCAGCUACCUUUUUUUUUUUUUUUGCUUUUAAAUUCAAUCAGCCACCUUCAUGUGCCUUUUUCCUUUGUCUUUCCCCAAAAUUCCAGGACCAGAGAUCUGGCCCUGGCCUAUUUUCUCUUGCUGUGUACACACACGCACACAUGCCGGGUGGCAGGAUCUCGCCCGCUGGAGGGUGGUGGAGCCCAGUAGAAUUGGGGUGGCUGGGCAUAAACCUGCUGAGACCGCUUCCUCCCCGGGUUGUGAGUGACGUGAAUGCCUGCCUUCCCGGGUCAGCACUUAGAAGCCCUUGAUAGGCAGCAUGUGGCGACUUGUGGGGCAGGUGUUUGGGAUAAAUCCUACCUUCAUCCUAGGACUUAUUUCUGCAUCAGCCUUUUAACUCAGGCACUUCAGGUAACGUGAUCUAUGUGUGUUUUGACUGAAUCUCAUCUCCUGUGUUUCCCUGUGCAGUCUAGGGAAGCAUGUCUCCGGUCUUUGUCUGUCCCCCUGUCUUGUCCCAACUAUUAAUUCUCAUGUCACAGCUUCUCACUGCAUGUGACAAGAGCCAGGCCUAUCUGCUAGGGCCCUGCGGCUGAGGUCUGAGCUGGACCCUUAUGCCGGAGUCGGAAGACCCCUCUCCAGAAGCUAUUCUGCAUCCUUGUCUGCUCUGCGUCACCUGAGAACACAGGCUUUGCAGCCUCGCUUUCUGAAAUGGUGUGUGCCGAGUCAGAUUGCCGCUCAGAAAAUACAAGCCCGUUUUCCCUGGCCGUGCCAUUUGGUGCUCUGCCAGGCUGCCGUGCAAGGGAAUACCGAUGAGACGAGCUGCACUGUCUCUGAUUUGGAGCCCUCACUGGAGCUUGUCUUUAAAAAUGAGCAGGAAGCUCAUGUGUGUUUGCAUUUCAGUGAGCCGGGUCCUGACCUGCCGCCACCCACCACGGUCAGUGUGGUGCCUCUCACCAAGGAGGCUCAGGCCUGGAUUCUUUUGAGUGGUGCUACUGCCUAGGAAGUAACACGUGGAGAAUUUCCAUCUUGGGACCAUGCACACAGUGCCUUGGGGAGUAGAUUUUGCCCUAAUAGCGAUGAGGAAUUUUAUCAGUCAGUUGACUUCCUUUUUCAGAUCAGGGAUGGGAAAGAGCCAAACUGGGUACCUCCCACGUGUGCCCCGUGAACAGCCCCUUGCAGCUGGGCUGUGGGGCUUGGCUGCUGCCCUGUCCCAUCUGGGGGUUAACGCCUUCUCCCUGCUCUGCCCCCCACUCCCCAAAACCAGUUGCAGCCUCAACCCACAUGGGGAUGUAGAAAGCCGUGAAGUCCACGCUGCUGUUGAAAAUGUUUACAUCUCCGCUCUCAACCUGCCUUGGGUUCAUGUUAAAUGGUGUUAAAUUCUGCAAAUGGAGGAGAAAAAAAUCAAAUUCUUAAAUUUCAAAGUAGAAUUUAAAGCAAAUUUGUAAAAAAAUUAUCCUCCCACCCCUUUUGGUCCACUUAAGAUAUGCCACACUGAAGCAAGUUAUUUCCUACUGGAUUUUGCUUUCACUGGUGUUUAGAAAAUAAACUUGAUUUCUCUAGGAGCACUCCUUUGGUUAGGGGGAUGCAAGAAGGAGAGGUGAAGGUGGGGUGUGGUGGCUCACGCCUGUAAUCCCAGCACUUUGGGGAGGCCGAGGCAGGCGGAUCACUUGAGGCCAGUAGUUUGAGACCAGCCUGGCCAACAUGAUGAAACCCCAUCUCUACUAAAAAUACAAAAAAUUAGCUGGGCGUGGUGGCAGGCACCUGUAGUCCCAGUUACUUGGGAGGCUGAGGCAGGAGAAUUGCUUGAACCCAGGAGGUGGAGGUUUCAGUGAGCUGAGAUUGUGCCACUGCACUUGAGCCUGGGCGACAGAGUGACUCUGUCUCAAAAAAAAAAAAAAAAAAAAAAAAAAAUGGAAAGGCAAAAACCGGACCCUGGAGUUCUGUGGGCCCUGAUUGCCGGCCCCUCCCUGUGUGAUGAGGGAUGAGUCAGCUCGGGCAGCCACUUGGCCAGCCUGCAUGCCUGGUCAUCAGGAGGUUGAGGAAAGCCUUGAAAGUUGUGAAGCACUGAGCAGAUACAAGUGUUUGUUAAUUUUGUAGAAAUUAACUUUCCCCUCUGGCCUUUAUUUCCAAAGUUGGUAUUAUUGCCCCAUGCAGACUGCAGUCCGGUUUCUUAUUGUGACUUUGACAUUGCAAAGUGCGAAAUAGGAAGAGGCCUCCCCACUCCACUAUCCCACCCUGGUGACCAACUCAGUAUAACCGUUGCAUGUACUCAGUCAUUGGUGUCUUUGGAGUGACAUCUGCAGCCAGUCAGUGCCACCUGAGUACAGCACUCGUACUUGUACGUGAUGUGUGUGAGUAGCUCUUCUGCCCAAACCAUGAUUUGAGGUUCAACUACCUGUAAAUCACAGCUUUAUUUUAGAACAAUAAAGUGAUUUUUUCCAAAUGGGUGAAAUCUCCCCAUGACUAACUUUGCAUUGAAUCUAUUUACUGGGUUACAUUCUAUGUGUAGUUUGCUUUCUUCAUUUUUUUUUUUCUUUUAAAAUGCUUAUGUCUUAUUCCAAGCACCUUCCUCCAAACUCCCCAUAAAGCUGCAUCUCCAACACAUUGUUAUGCCAAUAAGGUUUUAUUUAACUUUAUUUAAGGAUGAUUGUGUCUUUGAAUGACAAAUGUACUGCUGCUUCCUACCUGCAAGACGCACAAUGUAUGUUUUAAGGGUGAGAAAGUGUUAUUUCUUAAAUUUCUCAAAUGCCUGUAGUAACUAUUGUUUCUGCCUCUCAAUUGUUGCCAGUUCUUUGAAGAAGGGGAGAAUUGUGUGUUUUUGUGUGGGGAUGUUUCCGAUAUGCUGCUACAGUUGCAAAACACUGGAGCUAGAGAAAAUAAAGUACUGAUCUUGGAA